Molecule: messenger RNA, 2654 nt
Organism: Ectocarpus sp. CCAP 1310/34
Lineage: Eukaryota; Phaeophyceae; Ectocarpales; Ectocarpaceae
Source: the annotation of a GenBank genome assembly
AUGGUCAUGGGGAUCCUGUUUGCUCUCAAGUGCCAGUACAAGACGGAGAUGGUGAUGAGGUUGGCGGCCCUCAUCGAGGACUGGGAUACAGCGCGUGCGCUCAAAAUCCGAAGGGGCUACAGGGGCCUGAACGACGCAGGCCAGCCGACAAUGCUGGAUGUGACGGAGAUCCCUUCCCAAAAGUGGGAGAGCGUUUCGGACCAGACUGUGAUCAGGUGCUGGCUCAAGGCCACCAUUCUUCCUGGGGAGCACGAGAGCGCGCUCAAGGACAAAGACACGCGGUUGGACCAAGAAGACCCGGGGGCGGCCUCCCUGGACGACCUGUGCGAUAUGGUCGAGAAGAUGUCCAUGGCGGAGAGUGCCAAGGACCUGGACGCUAGGUCUCAGCCGCGAGUGUUGACGGAAAACUUGUUCGUCGAGAGCGCCUCUGGCCUCACAGGAGAAGAAGUGCGCAGCGCAAUGCGCACUUGGCUUAGUGUAGAGGACGAUGAAGAGGUCUUGAGGGAUGAGGUAGAACUCCAUUGGAAGAGGUAACGGAGAACAUGUCAAACGUACACGUCGAGGAGGACAUGUCCAGUGAAGAGGAAGGCGAUCACGGUAGGCCAGUCGUGCAUAAAUCUACGAUUUCAGAGGGCGAGGUUUGCUCUCGUCUUGAAAAUGUCCGCUCUUACUUGUACACACAUGAAAGAGACGGCGAGUACAGCGAAACGGCGUACCUUCUUUCAAAGAAUGUGCAUUCGUUUACUCAUGAAACUCAGGUCAAGCGAAGAGCAAAGGAGGGUGGGGAGGUGCAGCCGACUGUUCGGGAUAUGUGGUGGGUGUAGUUUUUGGUUUCGAGAGCAAAGCACUUUUAUUGCCAACGUUCGUUGUUCGCCUUGGGUGAAGUCUCGUGAGGUUGAAUUUGGCGUUUGUGUUGUGUUGUGCCUCGUUUUGACCUUUUGGGAGGCGCGGUGUACUCUUUGUCGCUGUGCUAUCCCGACAUCUUUGGUCUCUGUGGUUCUGCGUAACCUACAUUUUCCUAGUGUCGUUUUACAACCUUCGAUAUUUCUCAGGUGCGGUAGCGAGAUCUUGGGCAAGAUAUUCACGGGGAGGACAACACCUAAAAAAUAAAUAAAGCAAAUAAUUAAGCCCAUAUCAACACCAGCGCACUACCGUCGUGUACAUGUACGAUGCGUAGGUCGUAGAACACCAUCGCUUUCAGCGUUUUGGUCGUACAGUAUGGGGAAAUUCAAGCGAUGGUAUGCAAGUAUGUACUGCAGCAUAAUAGCAGCAGUGGUUGCGACCUUCAAAUCACCUUGUGUCGUAGGUUUNACCUAAAAAAUAAAUAAAGCAAAUAAUUAAGCCCAUAUCAACACCAGCGCACUACCGUCGUGUACAUGUACGAUGCGUAGGUCGUAGAACACCAUCGCUUUCAGCGUUUUGGUGGUACAGUACNAUGACGUAUGUUCCGCCUUCAUUGCCCCCGGGGAUGGUGCGCUAGUGGCCCCGGAAUUUUAAAGACACUUCCCCGCGUUAAAUGACACUUUUUUGGGGGGGGGAAACGUGGUGUCUUUAAAGCGGGAUCGACUGUAAAUUUAACGAACAUAUCCCCAGGGAGUUUCGCCUCAAAAGCGCCAACGAGGCAUUAUGGGAGUACAAGACGCAGUUGACCACACCGGACCUCGCUAUGCGGACACAUCUUCGAGUCAUCUAUGGGAAAUCACGAUCAAGCCGUCGUUUCAUAGACUAGAAGCGCCUCGCGGUUGCUAUUGCAGUUGAAGUGCCCGCAGGGCAGUUAGACUAUUGGGGUAGUCUUUGGAUGUGUGCUCAGUCGCCCAUGGCUUUGCGGGCGGUUUUGGCCUUACAGUAUAUGCAACAGCAACGAGCCCUGUACCUGAGAAACAUGCCGCAUUCUCCCAGAAUAGGAAGGUCUUGCCGGGUGCGAUUAGCUUGGUGAAGUUUCAAGGAUGGGGAGCAGCGGUGGUGGUGCGUGACGACUGGGGUAGAGUAUCAUCAAGGUGGCGAGUAAACACGACUUUGUACAUACUUUGCCUGUACGCCGGUACGCUGUAUGCAUAGACUAGUCUAUGUAGCUGCCUGUGUGCAAAAGCACCUGUCGGCGAGAUUCGGAUCGGCUACGGGACAUGCACCCUCGCUCCUGGGUAAUCAACUAUAUUGUCACAGUCCAAAGUUCCGUGUUGGUUUUGUGUGAUGACGUCGUCACCGGUUUUGUAGAGAUAUCCGUCAGAGAUGGCGUGGCUAACCCGGGUGCCUUGGUUUUGUGCCUGAUCGUGGAAGACCCCUUCAAUGUGGAACGAUUCUUAGCUACUGUCGAUAUUUUUCACUGCAGUGCCUAACACAGACGAUCGGGAGAGAUUCGGAUGAUUGUCAAUUGCUGCUAUGAUGGCCUUGGUUGGUUGUUCUUUUUCACUGUACGGCCGCAGACACAUUCUGACAGCACUUCAGACAGCAGUAUGCUGUAGACUAGUCGGCAAUCUUCCGUUUUGGUAUACAGUGGGACAGGGAGGGGGUGAUGCUACUGUAGUCGAACGGAGGGACGGACGUGCAGUUCAGUUUUUGGGCACGCAUACGGUGCUGCAGGGAUUUUUAGGUGUACCUCUUCGGGCUCUUGGAUACCUUUUUCUCGUUAUAUGUGUGCGUGUUCUUUAGAUCCU